Kwoniella botswanensis is the source of this 1947-nucleotide messenger RNA. RefSeq lists its product as uncharacterized. NCBI's taxonomy places the organism in Eukaryota, Fungi, Basidiomycota, Tremellomycetes, Tremellales, Cryptococcaceae. The record is from RefSeq and is a predicted model, not a curated record. Bases 1 to 1947 code for a protein of 648 amino acids. Gene Ontology annotation, biological process: protein transport to vacuole involved in ubiquitin-dependent protein catabolic process via the multivesicular body sorting pathway. The transcript is spliced from 12 exons. Gene Ontology annotation, molecular function: ubiquitin binding; phosphatidylinositol binding. Gene Ontology annotation, cellular component: ESCRT-0 complex.
AUGUUCUCAACAGCGACAAAUCCAUACGACGAACUAGUCGUGAAAGCGACCGAUGAGAACCUGGCUUCUGAAGAUUGGGCCUUGAACAUCGAAGUGUGUGAUAAGGUAUCGGGAGAAGGGGAGAACGGAGCAAGACAGGCUGUCGCUGCUUUGACAAAGAGGUUGAGCCAUAGGAAUCCGAAUGUACAGCUUUACGCAUUAGAGCUAGCAAAUACUCUAGCUCAGAAUUGCGGGAAAGAGCUCUAUGGCGAAUUAUCUUCUAGAGGAUGGACAGGAGCUUUAGAUAGAUUAGUGAAUGAUCGAACUACAGCUGCACCAGUGAAGAAAAAGGCAUUAUCGUAUAUCAAAUCGUGGGCAAAACAAUUCGAAGAUACUGGUGAUCCCAAUUUAGGAAUCAUGGGUGAAUUGUACGAUCAACUGAGAGCUAAGAAUUUCAACUUUGAUGAGGCCGAACCACAACAUGAAGAUGCUGCCGAAGCACGUCAAAGACAAGAAGACGAAGAAUUACAAAGAGUCUUAGAAUUGUCCAAGCAAGAUAAAGGUGGUAGAACGUCAUACAAUUAUCAACCUUCCAAUCCUUCUGCAGGUGGAUCUUCAUCUUCAGCUCCCAACCAUAAUGUUGGAGCAUCAUCUUCCUCUUCCUCGAGGCCAUACCCACAGCAACAACAACAACAAGCACCUCAACCGGUAUAUAACCCACCUGCUCCAGAACCCGAGCCAGAACAACCGCUAGAUAUCAACACCGCUACUCGUGUGAGAGCUCUCUACACAUUCACCUCCGCUGAGGUCGGCGAAUUGAAUUUUGAAAGAGGCGAUUAUAUCAAGGUGCUUGAUAGAGGCUUUAAGGAGUGGUGGAGAGGGGCUUGUAAUGGGAAGAUCGGAAUCUUCCCUGUCACCUAUGUCGAAGCUGUCCCCGAACCAUCCCCCAGAGAAUUGCAAGAGGAGGCACAGGAAGAAGCUCGAGUGUUCGCCUCGCUUGGUCUUGUUGACCAAUUGCUCCAGACUCUCAAAGGUAUAGAUCCAUCUAGAGGAGAUAGAAUUGAUGAUAGGCCCGAGAUCGAGGAAAUGUAUCAAGCUUCUGUCGGUCUUCAGGAGCAGAUCAAUUCUUUGAUCAAGAAAUAUUCUGAUCAAAAAGCUGAACUUGAACACAUGAACGCGAACUUCCUCAGAGCUAUCAGACAAUACGAGGAAUUAAGAAACCCAGCUCCUCCACCAGCAGCUUAUGGCUAUGCGCCCCAACAGCCAACACAAGCGGAUCCAUACGCUCAAGGAGGAUACCAGCAAUACCCUCAACAGCAGGCUCCACCUCAACAGCAAGCACCGGCUCAGUCUUUCCCUCAACAACAACCUUACGCACCUCAAGGUCAGGGACAACCUCAGUACUCACCUCAACCUCAUCCACAAUCCCAGUACGUUUCUGAACCUCAACCCCAACCUCAACCUCAAGGUUAUCCCCAACAAUCACCUGACGGACAUUAUGGUUCUGCCCCUCCCCAAGCCUUCCCGCAAGCCCAACCUGCUGUAGCACCUGUCGAACAACAACCUCAAUUAGGUCAAUACUACCAACAGCGAGCUGUAUCUUCCGGUUCAGUCAACAGGAUACCUUCCGGAGCGACGACCACACCUGGAUUACCUUUACCACCCACUGAACCCAUCAGGCAGAAUACUGAACCGGGUGUUGCGGGAUUGGGCGCGGGUUCAGACCCUCAAGCUGAACAUAAGAAAGCAUGGGAUGAUUACUACAGACAACAGGCUCAGAACCAAUUGUCCCAUCCUCAAGGUUUAGCUCCGGGUCAAGGAGGUCAACCUCAAGGUUAUGCACCUCAAGCACACGAUGAUGCUCAUACCCAGAAUGUAUAUGGGCAAUCACCGUAUGCUCCUGCUCAAGGGCAAGGUAUUGAUGGUGUUACACAAGGUAUCAACAGGAUGUCUGUACAUGGUGCUUAG